This is a messenger RNA of Monopterus albus (swamp eel), 1950 nucleotides long. It is a transcript of the gene hsd20b2, whose product is annotated as hydroxysteroid (20-beta) dehydrogenase 2. Gene Ontology annotation, cellular component: endoplasmic reticulum. The record is from RefSeq and is a predicted model, not a curated record. The transcript has 11 exons. Lineage: Eukaryota; Metazoa; Chordata; Actinopteri; Synbranchiformes; Synbranchidae. The coding region runs from base 1 to 972 and encodes 323 amino acids. Gene Ontology annotation, molecular function: oxidoreductase activity.
AUGUCAUUCUACGAUGUACUGGCCAUCACUGGGGGAUUUACUCUUGUUUUCUGGCUGCUGAAACUAUGCUGGCCAUGUUUCUGUGCACUUCGACUAUAUGUGUUCUCAGAGCUCUGGCAAGUGGAUUUUAGGAGAUAUGGGCAGUGGGCAGUUGUCACUGGUGCCACAUCUGGCAUUGGCAAAGCUUAUGCCUGUGAGUUGGCACAACGAGGCCUGAAUAUUGUUUUGGUAAGCAGAUCUGAUGAUAAGCUUCACAGGGUUGCAAAAGAGAUAGAGGAUCAAUAUGGAAAAAAGACUCACAUCAUCAAUGCUGACUUCACACAUGGCCACAGCAUUUAUCCUGCUAUAGCCAAGAAACUUGAAGGCUUGGAGAUUGGAAUUCUGGUUAACAAUGUAGGAAUGGUCUAUUCUGAUCAUUUUGCCUAUUUCCUGGAAGUACCAGAUGCAGAAGAGAAAAUCACGCAGGUUAUCAACUGCAACAUGAUGUCUGUCACCCAGAUGACCAGGCUCAUUCUUCCAGGAAUGGUUGAAAGAGGGAUGGGACUGAUCAUCAAUAUCUCCUCUGAAGUGGGCGUUCGUCCACAGCCUUUGUUGAGCCUUUAUUCUGCCACUAAGAUUUUUAUAAUCUAUCUCUCUCAGUGUCUGCAUGCUGAGUACAAGUCAAAGGGAAUUACAGUUCAGUGUGUGGCACCUGCCUUGGUGUCUACCAACAUGACAAGGAGUAUGAACGUCAAAUGUUUAAUGAAGAGUGCUUCAGGGUUUGCACGUGAGGCUUUGAACACUGUGGGGCACUCCAACUACACUAGUGGCUGCCUGUCACUGCAGAACCUGGCUCUGACAAUAAUCCUGCCAGACUGGAUUCGUAUGUCGUCAUUCUUCAUUAGAAAGCUAAGAAAGUUUCCAGAAAGAGAUGAAGACAAAAAGAAAGAUGAGUAUGUAGGGAAGAGGAGAAACGCAGAGAAAAAGUUUUAAGGCUUUCUCACUGACCAUUUACCACAACUCAAAUUAGAACAUGGCAAAAGGGCAACACAAAGGCAUGCAAGACACUUUUUCACCAACUUCCCAUGUUUUGUUAAAAAUCCACUGUGACAACUUGUUUCGAUCCUAACUUGGUCUGAAUCAUCUUGAAUGAGAGUGGACUGGGCAACCGUACAAUCCUUUUUUGAUGCAAAGGCACAAAAAAAAAUCCAAUAUGCUUUUUAAGUUUGCACAUACAACAGCAACAAAUGCCAUUUAUCAUUCAGAGGCAAUGCAAAAAAUGGUUCCAGUUGUAACAACUGGAAAUACACAUUUAAUAGCGAAAGCAAACAUGUUUCCAUAAGUGAGUAAAAAAAAACAAAAACCAGAACUUAAUUUAGCUCAGAAACGUAAUCAGUUCAUCAACCAGUGGAAAUGCAACAAGCAACAAAUAUUCAGAAGAGUUUUAAAAGAACUGUUAAUAAUUGACAAUACUGAACAGGAAUGUUUUUUCCAUCGACAUUUAACAUGAAAUCUCAUCCCUGAAAUGACAUAUAGACCUUUCUAUACUCAGCAGCCACUUUAUUAGGUACACCUGUUCAUUAACAUGUACCUAAUCAGCUAAUCACAUGGCAGCAACCCAGUGCAUUAAGGCAUGUAGACAUGGUCAGGAAGACUUGCUUAAGUUCAAACCGAGCAUCAGAAUGGGGAAGAAUGAUGAUUUGAGUGACUUCGAACGUGGCAUGGUUGUUGAUGCCAGACAGGUGGGUCCGAGUAUCUCAUAAAAUUUACUGGGAUAGAAAGGCAACAGUAAUUCAAAUAAUGGCAUGUUACAACCGAACACACAACAUGUCAAACCUUGAAGCAGAAGAGCUACAGCAGCAGAAGACUACACCGAAUGCAAUUCCUGUCCGCUAAGAAGAGGCAAAUGAGGCUACAAUUUGCAAGGGCUCACCAAAGUUGGUCAAUAAAAAAAAAAAAGGAAAUAUUUGG